ACACACAAGUCCCGGGGAUCAGCGCCCGAGUACAUUAGAUUCUUCAGGCAGCAGAUCCGCUACAUUCGCAUCUACCAGCACAGCAGGCGCUGAUAAAAGGACAUCGUACAACUUCCGCUGGCAGCGGGUCUGCUCAACAAUGCUGGCGCGGGAGGACGGCGACGGCGCUAUGCAGACCGCACGACUCUCGACUCUCUGGCCGUCUUCAAAGGCGAAGCCCCGCCCGAGGUGGGUGAAGUUCGCGGAGGUGCCGGAGUUGCACGCCGUCGGCAAGGAUGCGGUGGCCAUGCGCACGAGCUGCCACGUGGUCCUGUACGAUGCAGGACGCCGCUCGACGGCCGUCCACCACGCCAGCGGCGGCGGGAAGGGGGACGGGGUGCGCUGCCUGGCGGGCCACCCCACGCUGGCCUUGUUCGCCUUCGCCGAGAUGUGCCUGCGGCCGCGCAUCUUGGUGCUCUCCUAUCCCAGCCUGUCCCUCGUCUCGACUCUCACCGGGAAGAGCGGCGGGGGCUACCUGUCGCUGGUGCUGACGGAGACGGACCUUGCGGUGUCCCUGAGCGCGUACCCCAAGUUCGCGGUCACCGUGUGGUCCUGGCGGAAGGGCGAGCGGCUGGCGUGGCAGGAGAGCGGCCUAGUGCACCUGGAACAGUCGCUCAGGUGCGGGCUCGGCUGGCCCACCACGGUGUGCCAGGCGGCGGGACCGGGCCCCCUGCUGCUGUGGGAGGUGGGCGUGAGCGGCAAGCUGUGCGGGCUCACGAGGCGGGUGGUCGCCCUGCCGGGACAGGCGCGCCACUGCGGGCUGGCCUGGGCCCCGGAGGAGCUGCUGGUGGUCGACGUGGCGGGGAACGUCUACUCGGUCGAGCGGGACGGCCAGGAGGCGCUGCUGUCGCUGCAGUGGAGCGGGGAGGACGCGGGGGCGACGCCCGCUGUGGCCUGGUUCAAGGGCGGCCUCGCGCUCUCCGGCCCGGACGCGUCCCUGCAGUUUUUGAAGCGGACCGCGGACGGCUGGACGCAGUUGUGGGCUGUGAAGCCAGCGGAGCCGAUGGUCAGACUGGGAAGCUUGGCACACACGGACGUCCUCCUGUGCAUGUCCGAUCGGGCUGUGCUGUACCAGCUUCAGACGGAGACAGAGCGCGGAUCGGAGCUGUUGGCCGUACAGCAGUACGGCUGCAGCUUCGUCCUGUCGUGCGUGCUGCUGCCCACGGGAGAGCACUGCCUCGCCGUCGGCCGGGACGGCUUGCUGACCGUGUGGGAAACUGCCUCCGGCGCAGCUGUUGCUGCUGUUCACUUGAAUCACCAGUACUUGGCGAUUUCGCCCAAUCCCAUCGUGCCGUACGUGGUUCUGAGCAGACCUGACGGUGCUCUCGACUUCAUCAGCUUGCAUAAUCCGGCAGAGCCGCAGGUAAUGGACCAGGUGUGGCUGUGCAGCGAGCGUUUGGAUGAUGUUCAGUUUACCACAUCCGGCCGGCUCAUGGUGGCUGCUGCGAAGAAGAAAGGAUGGCUCUUUCUCCUGGAGGAUCACGCGGGCCAGAGGGUGGAGGUACUGUCCCGCGUGGAGGCGGCCGGGCCGGUGACCGACUACGCUCUCCUGGACGGGGGCAAGGAUGCCGUGCUCUUGCUCGCGCUGCUGGCCUCCCGGCCGUUCCGCGGCGCGGGCCGCGAGGUGGCGGUCUACCGCAAGUCGGCCGAGUCCCGCGUUUUCGGCCCGCGUGGCGUCGCGCACCUCUGCGGUGACUACGUGCGGCUGUGUGCCGUGCCCUCCGGCGACCUGAGCGUCUUCGCCGUGCCGCGCGGGUCCAAGCAGGUGCACCUGCUGCGGCUGCUGGACGACGGAAGCGCGGAUGCGGUGCCCCUGUUCGUCCCCUUCUGCCUGAAGGACGCCCCCGUGCCGCGAACGGCGCCCUUGCCGGACCCCGUGCUUCAGCUGGUCGACGUGGGGCCGAGCUGCCACCAGCUGCGCAGGUUCGGGCUGUCGGCUUGGGAGUCCUGCCUGCUGUCGUUCGGGGCUGACGGCUCAACGGGGCUGUACGGGCCGCCCUCGCUGGAGGGGCGGGGUGUGUUCGCGACCCACCACCGGCACUCCGGAGGGGUGGCGGCGGCCUCCGCGGACCCCUCGGCGGGGCGCCUGGUCUGCCUCGGCACCGACGGGUCCCUCGUCGGCGUCGCCACAAAUAUUGGUGAAGACAACAGCGUGGAGACGCCACAAGAUGCUGUCUCUACUGUUCAAGUUUAUGUGCCUCCUGUUCAGACGUUACCCCUUGAUACUGGAGACCCGAGUGAGAGGAGAACGUGGUUGCAGACGCAACAGGACAUGCAGCAAAUGCAGGAAGCCAUGGCAGUGUCGGAGGAGAAGAAGAAGAUCAUGGAUGACUUCCUGUCGCUGCAGGAGCAGCUCGACUCGCUGCUGGAGGCCAACGAGACGAGCCCCCCGGAGAGGCAGCUGCCGGUGGCGGAGUUCGACCUGGACCGGGAGGGGCGGGCGCGCCGGCUGCGCGAGGCGGCGAGCGAGCGCGAGCGUGUGCGCGAAGACGCGCUGGCGCUGUGCCGGGCCCAGGACGAGCUGGGCGAGGCCCUCAGGAGGAAGUACUGGCAGCCCAUGGAAGUGAAGGGUCGCGUCAUGCAGUCGUUCACGUCACCGUUCGUGGUGGAGAACUACCCCGUGAUGCGUGCGAGCGGGGAGUUCGAGGAGGCCCUGAAGCGAGUGGUCAGCAGCAGGCAGCUUGAGCUGGCCGUCCACAAGGACUUCCUCCGCGCCUGGCUGCCCCACCAGCCCAGCUCGCCGGAGCCGGAGCCUGCGAGGGGGCAGCCGGAGGUUCGACGGGGCACCGUCGCCCUGCAGCGGGCCCUGCUGGAGGCGGAGCUAGAGGAGGAGGAGGAGGGGGAGGAGGCGGCGGCGUGCGUCGAGGCUUGCGGCUCCGUCAGCCACCGCUACGUGGAAGUCCCGCCGCUGCGACACCACCAGUACGAGCUGGCCACGAGCCUGCAGUGGUUCCACGAAGCCGUGCUGCUACAGGUGCGGUGCUCGUGA
Molecule: messenger RNA, 3028 nt
Organism: Bacillus rossius redtenbacheri
Lineage: Eukaryota; Metazoa; Arthropoda; Insecta; Phasmatodea; Bacillidae
Exons: 18
Coding region: 140-3028 (962 amino acids)
Biological process (GO): cilium assembly
Cellular component (GO): axoneme
Molecular function (GO): protein binding
Source: RefSeq, a predicted model, not a curated record